Molecule: messenger RNA, 369 nt
Organism: Prorocentrum cordatum
Lineage: Eukaryota; Dinophyceae; Prorocentrales; Prorocentraceae
Source: the annotation of a GenBank genome assembly
AUGGGAGCCUCGUAUGUCGUCGCAGCUCCAUUUCUACGUUCAUGCGAGAUGACGUGGGAGGCUCCAACGAGUUCCAGCAGAAGGCGAUGGUGCCUGGGCCGCCGGGCCCGCGGGGGGUGCAGGCCGGGGCUGUGGCCUGGGCAGCGCUUCGAGCUCCGGGCGGGCGGCAGGGUGGAGAGGCUGCGGCACUGGGGCGACAACGGGCGCAAGAGGUGGGCCGCCCGGUGCCUGGACAGCCAACCCGUCGAGAUGGAGGACGUCGUUGUGGCGGACUGCGCCGAAGACAUCGACGACGGCGAGGUCUGGGAGCCCCUCUGGGAGGAGGUGCCGCUCGAGACCCGCCUGUACUGGGCGGCCCGCGCGUCGUGA